Molecule: messenger RNA, 1692 nt
Organism: Carlito syrichta (Philippine tarsier)
Lineage: Eukaryota; Metazoa; Chordata; Mammalia; Primates; Tarsiidae
Gene: GPRIN1
Product: G protein regulated inducer of neurite outgrowth 1
Exons: 2
Coding region: 1-1692 (563 amino acids)
Biological process (GO): neuron projection development
Cellular component (GO): plasma membrane
Source: RefSeq, a predicted model, not a curated record
AUGGACAGUGCUGAGGACCCAGCCUGGCUCCAGCUGCUCCCAAAGGACCUCAGCCCCCGAGGACCCCAGCCCACUGCCCUCUGCUGCCCACAGGAUGGGAGCCUGGGGGCUGGGGGCCGGGCCAUGAGAGCUUGUUGCCCCUCCCAGCAGAAGGCCAGCCCUGCACCCCCUGGGCACACCCUUGACCAGAGCCCAGGCAUGGACUCGGGACACAGGAGCCCCAGUGGGGCUGUGGAUGGGGCCUCCUACCCCGAGGGCCCUGGUGGGAGCUUGGCCUGCCCCUCCCCAAUCCGCAUCCCUCUCCAAGAGGCAGCGUCCAAGGAGACACUGGGGGCACGUGAAGCUCCGAUCUCAGGGACACCAGAAGCCACCUUGUCUGAGAAGCCAGAGCCUGUGUCCUCAGUGAAAACCAAGCCUACGUCCUCAGAGCACAGAAAUCCCGUGCUCUCGGAGAAGGUGGAUUCCGAGUCCUCCAAGCAGGCAGACUCUGCUGCCACAGGAAAGGAAGGUUCUGGGUUCUCGGGGAAGGCAGAGCCCGUGUUUGCAGGAAAGACAAAGCCUGAGAUCUUGGGAAAGGGAGAUCCCAUGGCCUCUGGAAGGAUGGAUCCCAUGACCCCGAGAAGGGAAGAGCUCGGCUCCUUGGAAAAGGUAGAGCCUGUGUGUUCCAGCAACAUGGAUACGGUGUCCCCAAGGAAGGAGAAUCCUGGGUCUCUGAGAAAGACGGAGCCUGUGUCCUCAGGCCGUGUGGGCCCUGCGUCCCCAAGGAAGGAGGCGCCCGGACACCCCGGGAAGGAGCAGCCUGUGUCCUCAGAAGAGGCAGGUCCUGGAUGUCGGGGAAAGGCAGAGCUUGUGUCCGCAGGAAAGAGAGGCCCAAUGCCCUUGGAGAAGGCAGACCCUUCGUCCUCGGAAAGCACGGCUUCCGUGUCUGCGGGGAAGACAGAGCCUGGGCCUCCGGGGACGCUGACUCCGGGGGCAUCCGGCAGGAGUGAGCCUGGAUCCUCUGGAACAGUGGCGGCUCCUGGGGCUUCGGGAAGGCUGGAUCCUACUCGCUUGAGGCUGGCAGGGCCUGCACCUGCGGGGAAUGUAGAAACUGUGUCCUCUGCAGAAGAGCACCCUCGGCUCCUGGGAGAGGUGGGCGCUGCCUCCUCAGGAGAGGGGUGCCUGGAGUCUCCUAGCCGUCCAGAGCCCACGCCUUCAGGAAAGACAGACCUCGAAGCUUUGAAGCCUCCCAUGUCUUCAGGCAAGGCAGACCCAGCUUCCUUGGGAAGGGCAGACCCUGCAACCUCUGGGCAGCCGGAGCCCUUGUCUCUAGGGCAGGCAGAAUGUGUCCCUGCCGGAAAGACAGAAACUGUAGCCUCAGGAAAGGAGGACUCAGUGUCCUCCAGGAGGGAGGAGUCCAUGCCCGUGGGAAGCAGAAAAACAUCAUCUUCUGAAAGAGAGCAUCGUGAAUCUUCGAGAAAGACUGACGCUGUGUCCUCAGGUCUAAGGGAUCCCAAGUCCCUGGGGACGGCAGGUCCCCCGCCUGCGGUCAAAGCAGAGGCAGUGACGCAGGGGGCUCCCCCCUCCUCGGAGGAGGCAGGUCCUGUGGCCUCCGGAAAGGGGCGCCCCGCAGCCCCCGAGAAGGCUGGGCCCCCGGCUGCGGGCACGGCGGGCCUUUUGUCCUCCCCAUCCCUUUGUCCCCCCAUGCUGUGA